Messenger RNA from Eruca vesicaria subsp. sativa (arugula), 1255 nucleotides. The record is from the annotation of a GenBank genome assembly. NCBI's taxonomy places the organism in Eukaryota, Viridiplantae, Streptophyta, Magnoliopsida, Brassicales, Brassicaceae.
AUGCUCAAUCUCUCUCUCUGGCAACGGCAUAUAGGAUUUUCAGAGAGGAUUGUAAAACUGUAUGAAGCUCGAACCAAGCAUAUCGUGUCUGCUGCCCUUCGUGUAUUCAACGUGGCAAGACACAUACAAUGCGAGGCUCACCAACUGAACCAGGAGUUUAGCACUAUAUAUCAGAUUAUAGAAAUUAGUCAGAAGACUCCAGAUGAAUGUGUUGGAAAUGCCUAUGAUGCAGUCCGUGUUUCUGUUCUGGUACUAUCUGCUAUGGAUCUAGCUGGUUCGGAACGGGCUUCAAAAACGGAUGCAGAGGGUGUUAGGCUGAAGGAAGGCUCAGAUAUAAAUAAGAGUUUGAUGACACUCGGGACUUGGUCAUGUUCCGUACCGAGACAGCAAGCUUACAAGGAUCCUGCAACCAGCUUUAGAUCCAUGCAGAUGAAACCAAGAGCAGUCUUCAGUUUGCUAGCCGAGCACUACAUAUCAACUGAUGCUGUUUUGUUAAAGCGCCAGAAGAAGGAAAUAGAGGAGCACAGAUCCAAUACAAAGGUGAGCUUCACAGGAAGUAAGAAAAUGGAAUCCUCUUUCUUCAGCCGUGUAAGGUUAGGAAUCAGUGAUGCUGUGCUAUCGAACUUGACGGUGAAGGCUUAUCUGGAUAUGGGGUUUUAAAGAAGAUGCUGUCGACCUCUCUUCUCAAUUUCAUACAAGGGAAGAGUAGUUGGGCAUUUGCUCAUUAGCUGAGCUUUGUAGAACCGUGGAAAGCCUUUCAUAUGGCGACAAUGUUUCCACAUGGUCUAAAUCAGCGAUCUUAGUUUCAAAGCUGAAGACACUCGUAGAGUUAGUGAAGUCGCUAAAUGAUUUGCUGAUCUAUCUGUAUUGCUAGUCUCAUCUCUCCUUACCAAAAGGAACGCUUUGCUACCACCAGGAGAUUUUAUGGAGGUGUUCAUGGAUGUGCCACUCCAUAUAUUAAAUAAGCGUGCACGAGGUGGGAAAAUCAAAGGUUUCACAGGAAUUUGACUAUCCUUAUGCAUUGCAAGAUGGUGAAUUUGUGAUAGAAAACAACAGAGACGAGAAUUCAUCUUCAUCUAUUUCUGAAAUGGCAGAGAUUGUAUUGUCCUUACUUGUAACAUGUACAAACAUCUUUUGUAAUAUGCUCAAAAGUAUUAAUCCCAAUGUCAUGUGGUGUAAUGAAAACGCAAACCCCGUUUUCAUUGUUUGAAUGGGAUAAUAAAAUCAUGAACUUUCAUGAGCAAAGAUUGAUGAG